AUGUGUGGGGAGCUUGUCUACGCGGUGAGGCUUUCGCGGUUUCAGGAGAGUCGCUUGCUCAAUAUCAUGACAGACCAAGAUCACCCAAUUAUGGGCCUUUAUAUCAACUUAUUCGCUGGCUGUGUCUACAUUUAUACGAAGCGGAGGUCGAACAGAUAUACUCUGUGGAUGUGUAUCGCGAUGUUCACGACUUGUACCGCGGAGGUGUUCGUCGACCUCGUCAAUGUCCUGCUAACUCCCCGUCUCAUCUCCGGCUCGGAUCUUGUAUCCGACACGCUAUUCCCAUGUGAGGUUUCCCUGGAAAGCACGCGACAAAGCAGCUUGUAUCAGCGAAUAGACAACGUGGCCUUCAUUUUGUUCACAACUAAAUUGUGGCUGGGGGAUAGCGUACUGGUGUACCGAUGUUACAUGGUGUGGACUACCCAACGCUGGAUAGCAAUGAUCCCAGCCUUCCUUCUUUUCGUCACCAUAGUGUUUGGAUACGCUCAAGUCGGGAUGUCGUAUAAGUACUAUCAUGCACAACUUCUCGCGCAGGCAUCUUCCUCCGCGGCUGAUACAGCCAGAGUCAUCAAUAUAAAUCUAUGGAUGUAUCGCCUGAACACGGUGGCCACGGCUACGUCCGUAGCUACGAACAUUAUUGUCACUGUUCUUGUUGUUUACCGCAUAUGGCAUGACACUCGCCAAUUGGCUGCUACAUUUGGAUCUCGGGCCACGAGGAGGUACGACACAGCAAUCGUGAUGAUAAUUGAGUCGGGCGCGCUCUAUACUGCGUCCCUGCUGGCGGAACUAAUCUCUAACAACGUUGAUGGAGAUGCCGCAUAUGUCGCGAACUAUGUGUCUGAUUCGUUGACCGCAAUGCUCGUGGUAAUCUUAGUCGUCGUAUCAAAGUAA
Molecule: messenger RNA, 891 nt
Organism: Postia placenta MAD-698-R-SB12
Lineage: Eukaryota; Fungi; Basidiomycota; Agaricomycetes; Polyporales; Adustoporiaceae
Exons: 8
Coding region: 1-891 (296 amino acids)
Source: RefSeq, a predicted model, not a curated record